Acomys russatus (golden spiny mouse) is the source of this 1710-nucleotide messenger RNA. Its product is annotated as nuclear mitotic apparatus protein 1-like. The record is from RefSeq and is a predicted model, not a curated record. NCBI's taxonomy places the organism in Eukaryota, Metazoa, Chordata, Mammalia, Rodentia, Muridae.
AUGUCAAGGCCACUCCAGUCUGUAAGUCACUCGGGUCCAGGGAGGCUUGCUAAUAACCUAAGCAAAGAGGCCUGUGAGGCUAAGCCACCAGAAGGCAGCCACCUUCACUUCGCAGCCUGGCAAAAUGUUCCAGUGGCUUGUUUUGAUGUACCUUUGGAAGUGGUUUCUACCGGGAACCCAAUCACAUACAACAAAAAGGCAGCUGACCCAGUCCAGCCUGACCUUGCCAGCUUGUUGGUGAAAAACAAGACUCUUUUAGCUGAGCUGAGAAAUCUUCAAAGCAAGCUUUUCAUGAAAGAAACUUCAUUGCAAAAGAUAAAGACUGAGUUAGAGAGUUACAAAGAAAGCAACGCCCAGCAGUCACUGCAGAUGAUGUCUCUGAGAGAUGACAUUAAGAACCUUCAGGACCUUAUUGCUUCUCUAAUGAAAAUUAAGAUUAUGAAAAACACAGAUUCGCAGAAUCUUGGAAGAGGCAACUGGAACCUAACCGAGCGAGUGGUAGACCUAGAGAACCAUCUAAGAGAGCACCUGGUGGAAAGAGAGAAGGCAGAAGGAAAGGCUCAGCUUCUGGAGAAAAGGUGGUCCUGCCCCAGCAGGUGCUCCCCCUAUGUACAUUUGAAAGGACCAGAAGACUCCUUGGAUAUUUUCCCAGUGAAGGACAAUGGUGAAGCCUUCAACCUUGAGAGAGACAACGUUGUUUACUCUGAAGGACCAAUUGAUGGACAAAACAUUGGGGAUAAAUGUCAACAAGAUUCGAUCCACAAGGAAAAGCUGACAAUUGAGGUGGACAGACUGCCAUCUUCCUGCCGCUGGGAAGCCACACCCGAGCAAGCCCAUCACCAGAACUUCCUCCGUCAGCUGGCUACUCUACUGAGUGACAGCAUCAGCCCCACCCUAGCCACAGAGGAAGCCGUGAAAGAGAGGAUCCAGGAAAUGGGCACAAACAAACAGUUAUGGAAAUCUAAAAUGGAAACCUUGCAGCAGGAAAUUCAGACGCUCAGCAAGAGGCUUGAGAGUCUGUGCCGCCUUUAUGAGGAAGCUGCUGAAGAAAAUUACAUGGAACAGAAAAGACACUUGCGACAUCUGGAAGGAAAGGCUCCUGCCAACCCCUCCCUGAGGGGUUUAGACGUGGGAAGGAAGAAAGAAAACUCCAGGACUCGGACUGCCCACACAGAUAAGCCCAGCAAGCUUGCUCAUUUAGGGGUGUUCUUGGAUAUUGAGCAGAAUUCCAAGAUGGCUUCAGCCCCAAGGAUGGAAGAGAAAAUUCAGAGACUUCAGAAGCAGCUUAGUGAUUUGAGGUUGUCAAACAAAAACAUGAAAACUCAACUGACAAGAAUGAACGACCUUAAGGACAAGACGAUUGAGAGGCUCAGGCAAUCUGUAACAAAAGUUGAAACAGUGAAAGAGAAGACAGGUACCAAAACAGACAACUUAAAAACCACACCGGACGCUGCUGGGCAGGAGAAGGCACCGCAGGCGGCAGCCCGGGGCCCUGUUGAGCCCCCCACCGGCAGGAGCCCCCCGAAAGGGGUCUCAGGACGAGAGCAAGAGCUUACCGACUUUCGAGAAACCAUUAUGAAGAUGUUGGGGUUUAACAUGAAAACAGCAGACAAGGAAGUCAUCAAUCAACUGAAGCUCGUCAUUCAAGUCUAUGAAAUCUCCAAGAGAUCAAAGACGGCUUCUCACUGUGAGAGCGGACAGGACAAGUGA